This is a messenger RNA of Pyricularia grisea, 1059 nucleotides long. RefSeq lists its product as uncharacterized. Lineage: Eukaryota; Fungi; Ascomycota; Sordariomycetes; Magnaporthales; Pyriculariaceae. The transcript has a single exon. Gene Ontology annotation, molecular function: catalytic activity. Bases 1 to 1059 code for a protein of 352 amino acids. The record is from RefSeq and is a predicted model, not a curated record. Gene Ontology annotation, biological process: nucleoside metabolic process.
AUGGCUCCACAUGAGAAUCACACGGUUGGCAUAAUCUGCGCAAAUGGCUUCGAGAUGAGCGCCGUUCAGUACAUGCUUGACAAUAAACACACUCGCCUAUUCGGGAAAGACGGCAGCGAUCCAAAUAUAUACAUCUCUGGCGAACUCAGCGGCCACAAUGUAAUUCUUGCCUGUCUUGCUGGGGUCCAAGGCAAGGGGGCCGCCGCCACUGUCGCGACGAAUAUGGCCCGCUCCUUCCCUUCCAUCAAAUGGCGUUUUCUAGUUGGCAUCGGAGGAGGUGUACCGAGCAGCAGACAUGACAUUCGCCUUGGUGAUGUCGUUGUCAGCAUGCCGGAGGGGCAAUAUGGUGGCGUCGUUCAGUACGAUUUGAUAAAAGAUGAGGAUGAUGGCUUCCGAUUGAAGGGCUUCUUGUGCGCACCACCCACUCUGUUGAGAAAUGCCGUCGAAAUUAUGCGAUCCGAUCAUUUCGAACAAGAGAACAAGAUUGGGGAGUACUUGUCGAUUAUGUUGAAGAAAGGCCCUCGCUUUAGUAUCUACGCCAGGCCGGCAGCCCAUACCGAUAUUCUUUUCGAUGAGGAGUACGCCCAUGCUUCUGGUUGCUCAACUUGCGGCGGCUGCGACAAGACAAAGGUCGUUUCGAGACCGCCCCGCGAAGGUCCUGAAAUCCACUACGGAUUGAUCGCAUCGGGCGACAGCGUGAUGAAGAGUGCGACGAAGCGGAACGAAAAAGUUCACAACCUAGGCGACGUUCUUUGUUUCGAUAUGGAAGCCGCUGGGUUGAUGACUGAAUACUCGUGCAUUGUGAUACGAGGCGUAUCAGACUAUGCCGACUCGCACAAGAACGACGACUGGCAGCACUAUGCGGCAGCAGCCGCAGCCGCAUGCGCAAAAGAGCUACUGUCGUACGUUGAUCCCGAAACUAGUUCUAGUAAGACGGUUGGAUCUUCACGAACCGAGUCAACAGCACACAAUCAGCGAGGGGUGAGAAUGAUCCUUCAUGGUCAGGGUAUACAAUCCACGGGCUCCUUCUCUGUUGGGAGAGAUUUGAUUAUGGAAUAG